This is a messenger RNA of Uloborus diversus, 2458 nucleotides long. Its product is annotated as neuroligin-4, X-linked-like. Gene Ontology annotation, molecular function: signaling receptor activity; neurexin family protein binding. Gene Ontology annotation, biological process: neuron cell-cell adhesion; postsynaptic membrane assembly; chemical synaptic transmission. The coding region runs from base 16 to 2163 and encodes 715 amino acids. Lineage: Eukaryota; Metazoa; Arthropoda; Arachnida; Araneae; Uloboridae. The transcript has 8 exons. Gene Ontology annotation, cellular component: postsynaptic membrane; synapse; cell surface. The record is from RefSeq and is a predicted model, not a curated record.
AGUCGAGUUCCUGUGAUGGUGUUCAUUCAUGGAGAAUCCUAUGAAUGGAAUGCAGGAAACCCUUAUGAUGGUCGUGUACUGGCAAGCUACGGUAAUGUCGUUGUUGUAACAAUCAACUACAGGCUGGGGGUGUUAGGGUUUCUGCCUGCUGUUGAUAAAUCAGCUAGGGGAAAUUAUGGGUUGAUGGAUCAAGUGGCAGCUUUGCAUUGGAUUCAAGAAAAUAUUGAAGAAUUUGGAGGGGAUGCGUCUAACGUCACCAUAUUUGGUCACGGCUAUGGUGCAGCAUGCGUAAAUCUUUUAAUGCUGUCACCCAUGGCAAAAGGACUAUUCCACAGAGCAAUAAUGCAAAGUGGUUCUGCCCUCAGCCCUUGGGCAAUCGCACACGAAGCCAUUACUCAUACGCACCAUAUUGCAGAGGCAUUGGACUGUCCAGCCCAAGAUAAUACGGCCCUGGUCGAAUGUUUACGGAAACGAGAGCUUCAGGAAAUAAUGGAUGUCGAAAUUCCGGUACCUGAUUACUUGUCUGCAUUCGGUCCCACGGUGGAUGGUAUUGUUCUCCCCCAAGAUCCGGAAGUAAUGAUGGAAAGAAGUCCAGAGCUUUAUACGCAGUAUGAUCUCCUGUUCGGGAGCACAAAAAUCGAAUCCUACUUUCAGUUUUCUGCCUUAGAGGAGACGUUUGGAAUCGAGAGUUCGAGAAGGGAUAGAAUUUUAAGGACGCUUGUCAGAAAUCUGUUUACAUAUCAUUUGCAGGAGAUAUUUCUGACAAUAGUCAAUGAAUAUAUGGACUGGUCAAAACCAUUUUUACACGCAAGCAACAUUUUCGAGAACACCGUCGAUGCUCUAGGAGACGCUGUAGUUGUUGCCCCUAUCAUCCGAGCGGGAUCCUUCCACAGUGGUGGCCUCCUACGCGACUACAGCUAUCCUUUCCAAUCGUCUUCGACCACAGCAGCAGAGAAGAGAAGCUACUUUUAUGUCUUUACGUACCAGACGGAAUACGGGGACUUCACAUCGAAAGUCGGAUGCAUAACUGGAGAAGAUCUGCCAUACGUUUUUGGAGCUCCACUGGUCACUUCUUUGGCUCACUUUGGCAAUAACUACACGAAGGCCGAGGUUUCGCUGUCUGAAGUGAUUAUGACGCAAUGGACUAACUUUGCCAAAUACGGAAAUCCAAAUAUUGUGACGCCGGAUAGUGAAACUCAAAGUGAAAAUUUGAGAGGUCGCUACGAGAAAGCUAACUGGCCUGCCUACGAACCUAUCCAUCAGAAGUAUUUAAGCAUCACAAUGAAACCCAAAGUGAGAGAUCACUACAAGGCUCAUCGGUUAUCCUACUGGCUGAAUUUGAUUCCACGCCUCCAUAGUUCCGGCGAAAUGAACGUUUCCGUUCAACACCAUCGACUACAAGACCACGAUAACCCUUCGAGUUAUGACGGAAUUGUUCGCAGCUUUCCAGGAAGUAGAGGCCCUUUUCCAUCCACACUGCCUCCUCCUCCAUCCUUAGAGGGCUCUUCAAAUGACCACCAGAACGAGUCCUUCAGAGAUGAGAAUAUGACGGCGAAAACAGAGGCCAAAGAAACGGAAUUUAUUUCCAAACUUGAUCGAGGGAACAGUUCUUUGUCUACGAGCGGAAAUCAGAGAAUGUACUCCACAGCCCUCAUAGUCACAAUUGCAGUGGGGUGUUCCCUUUUGAUUUUGAAUGUGAUUAUAUUUGCUGGGAUAUAUUAUCAAAAAGAGAAAGACAACCUUGAGAAGAAACUACAGAAAACCUUUUAUCAGGAGAGACGGAGCGACGACGAAGAAGGACACCCUUCCGGCGGGAAACCAUUCCUCGUCAAAGACCUGUCUUCUUCGAUGAUGCUCAAUCAAUACUGCUCGCAGCAAGAGUAUGACGGCAGGCAAGCUCUGGAUCUCGUCCAGCCCAGCAAAGUCAAACAACAGUACCAGCAGAGUUUGUCGUCCGCAAACAGUCACGAAUCCUGCGACGGGCAGUUCCAUAUGAGCAGCCGGACACCACAGUCCGAAAGAGGGAUCGGGCUCAGAGAAGCUCAGCCCCUUUUGACGCCCCCGUCCUCGAACCCACACACCAUUAUAGCAACAGCUGAUUGUUUACAAAGCUGGCAACACAACCAAGAAAUGUCAGUAUUUGGAAUAGACGCCCAUACUUAAUAAGUACAUUUGUCCAGCUUUUCUACAUAUUUACCAAAAAAAUUACAUCCACUUGAGCGGCUUCAAGAACUGGUUUUUAAGUUUCUUUUCACGGAACAAAGUAUUAACGUAAAAUUGAAAAAGAGAAGAAAAAAAAACAUAUGGAGCAUGAUCUAUGUAAAAAUUAAUUUCAUAUAAAUACAACUCUUCAGUUUCUGAGUCUUGUCACGCAAGAAAUCUUUACUCAUAUUUUAUAGAGAUUUGUGUACUCAAAAUACAAUUUUACAGCUGUGAUGAUUUCAUUGUGAAAAAGAAA